AUGUCUUCCGACUACGACGUCUCCGACGACGACCAGGAGUACUACGACGAAGACGACGACGAGCUCAUGGACCUCGACGAGGACGGAUCUGCAUCUGAAGUUGAGAUGGACUUCGGCGGCGACUUCCCUGGCCCCAGCAAGUCCAACCUGAAGGUGUACGAAGUCGAGCAUUCGUCGCUCUCCCAGGUCGACGUCGAGAAGAUGAUGCAGAGCGACGUCGACCACAUCAGCGGCAUUUUCGGGGUUGAGCCGCCGGUGGCUGCUCUCCUCCUCCGACACAUGGACUGGAACAACGAGAAGCUAAUCGAGAAGUACAUGGACAACGCCUCUGCUGUCUCCGUCGCUGCCGGUGUCGAGCUCCCUCCACGCGAUCCGUCGCCUCCGCCAGCCAAAGCGUCCUCCAGCCGCGGGGCACCGGGGCCCCAGCGGACGGUCCGGCGCUCGACCGCGGACUCCACGCGCCCGGGGAGCAAGGCAAAGCGCGCGAGCGAGCCCGAGCCGUCCCCAGAGCCGUUCGUGUGCCCGAUUUGCGUCGACGACGAGCAGACGGAGACGCUCGCGCUCAUGUGCGGCCACCGCUUCUGCACGGGCUGCUGGCGGGACUACAUCACCUCCAAGGUGCGCACCGAGGCCGAAUGCAGGAUCGCGUGCAUGGCCGAGGACUGCGCGGUCGUCGCCCCGGACCCGUUCACAUGGACGCGGUACUCGGAACUGCUCGUGCGCCAGUUCGUCGGCGUCGUCGCGCACCUCAAGUUCUGCCCCUACCCUAGCUGCACGCACACGGUGUCAUGCCCCGCCGCGGCGACGCGCUCUGCGCUCGCGCAGAUGGUGCCGAUCGUGACGUGCGGGGCAAGCGCGGCGCACGUGUACUGUUUCGGGUGCGCGGUGGACGACGACCACCGGCCGGUGGUGUGCGCGGUGGCGCGGAUGUGGCUGCAGAAGUGCCGGGACGACUCGGAAACGGCGAACUGGAUCAAGAGCAACACGAAGGAGUGCUCCAAGUGCCAGAGCACGAUUGAGAAGAACGGGGGGUGCAAUCACAUGACGUGCAAGAAGUGCAAGUACGAGUUCUGCUGGGUCUGCAUGGGGCCGUGGUCAGAGCAUGGAACGUCGUGGUACUCUUGCAACCGGUAUGACGAGAAGGCGAGCGUCGACGCGCGUGAUGCGCAGACCAAGAGCAGGGCAUCUCUGGAGCGGUAUCUUCAUUACUACAACCGAUGGGCGAACCACGAGCAAUCGGCGAAGCUGUCGAUGGAGCUGUACGCGAAGACGGAGAAGAAGAUGGAGGAGAUGCAGAUCACGUCGGAGCUGACGUGGAUCCAGGUGCAAUUCAUGAAGAAGGCGGUGGACGUCGUGUUCAAGUGCCGGAUGACGCUCAAGUGGACGUACGCGAUGGCGUACUACCUCUCGCUCGGGAAUGAGAAGGAACUGUUCGAGGACAACCAGCGGGACCUGGAGAGGGCAGUCGAGGAGCUGUCGGAGUUGAUUGAAGCUCCGAUUGAUCCUGAAAGUAUUCUGAGCCUGCGACAGAAGGUGACGGACAAGACGGUCUACGUCCAGAAGCGGAAUGAGAUUAUGCUGGAGGACACGGCGAAGGGCUUCCUGGACGGUCGAUGGUCGUGGAAUAUAACCGGAGAGGGCUUCGACUGA
Molecule: messenger RNA, 1650 nt
Organism: Epithele typhae
Lineage: Eukaryota; Fungi; Basidiomycota; Agaricomycetes; Polyporales; Epitheliaceae
Product: RING-5 domain-containing protein
Exons: 8
Coding region: 1-1650 (549 amino acids)
Biological process (GO): ubiquitin-dependent protein catabolic process; positive regulation of proteasomal ubiquitin-dependent protein catabolic process; protein polyubiquitination
Cellular component (GO): ubiquitin ligase complex; cytoplasm
Molecular function (GO): ubiquitin protein ligase activity; zinc ion binding; ubiquitin conjugating enzyme binding
Source: RefSeq, a predicted model, not a curated record